AAGCAGCCGAGCGAGCGUCCGGACGGGCGGCAGGUGUCGGGGCGCCGAGCUGGGGCUCCGCAGCCGGCAUCAUGUACCGCUCCACCAAGGGCGCCUCCAAGGCGCGCCGCGACCAGAUCAACGCCGAGAUCCGAAGCCUCAAGGAGCUGCUGCCGCUGGCCGAAGCGGACAAGGUGCGGCUGUCCUACCUGCACAUCAUGAGCCUCGCCUGUAUCUACACCCGCAAGGGCGUCUUCUUCGCCGGAGGCACUGCUCUGGAGGGCCCCACAGGGCUCCUCUCAGCCCAAGAACUUGAAGACAUCGUGGCAGCGCUGCCUGGGUUUCUGCUUGUGUUCACAGCCGAGGGGAAGUUGUUGUACCUGUCUGAGAGUGUGAGCGAGCACCUUGGCCAUUCCAUGGUGGACUUGGUUGCCCAAGGAGAUAGUAUCUACGACAUCAUUGACCCUGCUGAUCACCUCACCGUGCGCCAGCAGCUCGCCAUGCCCUCUGCCCUCGACACUGAUCGCCUAUUUCGCUGCCGCUUCAACACCUCCAAGUCCCUUAGGCGCCAGAGUGCAGGCAACAAACUGGUGCUUAUUCGAGGCCGAUUCCACGCUCACCCACCUGGAGCCUACUGGGCAGGAAACCCUGUGUUCACAGCUUUCUGUGCCCCACUGGAACCAAGACCUCGCCCUGGCCCUGGACCCGGACCUGGCCCUGCCUCUCUCUUCCUGGCCAUGUUCCAGAGCCGUCAUGCCAAAGAUCUGGCCAUACUGGACAUUUCUGAGAGCGUCCUCAUCUACCUGGGCUUUGAACACACAGAACUGCUGUGUAAAUCGUGGUAUGGACUGCUGCACCCUGAAGACCUGACCCAUGCUUCUGCUCAACACUACCGCCUGUUGACUGAGAGUAGAGAUAUCCAGGCGGAGAUGGUGGUGAGGCUGCAGGCUAAAUCUGGAGGCUGGGCGUGGAUUUACUGCCUGUUGUACUCCGAAGGUCCUGAGGGCCCCAUUACUGCCAAUAACUACCCAAUCAGUGACCCAGAAGCCUGGAGCCUCCGCCAGCAGCUGAGCUCUGAGGAUACCCUGGCAUCCUACGUCCUGAGUGCCCCGGCCAUGCCACCCUCGUUCCCUGAGAAUAUCCUCUCACAGGAGCAAUGCUCCAACCCAAACCCACUCUUUGCUCCAGCCUUGGGGGCUCCCAGAAGCACCAACUUCCCCAGUGCUGCUGAACUGGGCGUCAUCUCCAGCUCAGAAGAGCUUCCUCAGCCCCCCAAAGAGGUGGACUUCCGAUACCUGACCUUCCCAUCUGGGCCUGCGCCUUCUCUCCAGGCAGACCUGAGCAAGGAUCUUGUGUGCACGCCACCCUAUACCCCCCACCAGCCAGGAGGCUGCGCCUUCCUGUUCAGUCUUCACGAGCCUUUCCAGACUCACCUGCCCACCCCAUCCAGCUCUCUCCAAGAGCAGCUGACUCCAAGCACCGUGACCUUCUCCGAACAGUUGACACCCAGCAGUGCCACCUUCCCGGAUCCACUCACCAGCCCACUGCAAGGCCAGUUGACCGAAGCCCCAGCCAGAAGCUAUGAGGAACAGCUGACUCCUUGCACCUCCACCUUCCCCGACCCGCUGUUGCCCAGCACUGCCACUUUCCCAGAGCCCCUGGGCAGCCCUGGCCAUGAACAGCUGACUCCCCCCAGCACAGCAUUUCAAGCACAGCUGAGCAGCCCCAGCCAAACAUUCCCAGAGCAGCUGAGCCCCAGUGCUACCAAGACCUACUUUACCCAGGAGGGAUGCAGUUUUCUCUAUGAGAAGUUGCCACCAAGUCCUAGCAGCCCUGGUAAUGGGGACUGCACACUCCUGGCCCUCGCCCAGCUCCGGGGGCCCCUCUCCGUGGAUGUGCCCCUGGUGCCCGAAGGCCUGCUCACCCCCGAGGCCUCUCCGGUCAAGCAGAGUUUCUUCCACUAUUCCGAGAAGGAGCAGAAUGGGAUUGACCGUCUCAUCCAGCAGAUUAGCCAGUUGGCACAGGGCAUGGACAGGCCCUUCUCAGCUGAGGCUGGCACCGGUGGACUGGAGCCCCUGGGAGGCCUGGAGCCCCUGGACUCCAAUCUGUCCCUGCCGGGGGCUGGUCCCCCAGUGCUCAGCCUAGACCUGAAACCCUGGAAGUGCCAGGAGCUGGACUUCCUGGUUGACCCUGAGAACAUGUUCUUGGAUGAGACGCCCGUGGAAGACAUCUUCAUGGAUCUCUCCACCCCAGACCCCAAUGGGGAAUGGGGCUCAGGGGAUCCUGAGGCAGAGGGCCCAGGAGGGGUCCCGUCGCCUCACAACAACCUGUCCCCAGAAGACCACAGCUUCCUGGAGGACCUGGCCACAUACGAAACCGCCUUUGAGACAGGUGUCUCAGCAUUCCCCUACGAUGGGUUUACUGAUGAGUUGCAUCAACUCCAGAGCCAAGUUCAAGACAGCUUCCAUGAAGAUGGAAGUGGAGGGGAACCAACGUUUUGAAUAAGUCUGUGACUUAACGUCGUCAAGUAUGGCAUAUUGUCAUCAAGACGUGGAGCCGCUCUCCAC
Molecule: messenger RNA, 2546 nt
Organism: Ochotona curzoniae (black-lipped pika)
Lineage: Eukaryota; Metazoa; Chordata; Mammalia; Lagomorpha; Ochotonidae
Gene: NPAS4
Product: neuronal PAS domain protein 4
Exons: 8
Coding region: 72-2480 (802 amino acids)
Biological process (GO): regulation of transcription by RNA polymerase II
Molecular function (GO): protein dimerization activity; RNA polymerase II transcription regulatory region sequence-specific DNA binding; DNA-binding transcription factor activity, RNA polymerase II-specific
Source: RefSeq, a predicted model, not a curated record